This is a messenger RNA of Dioscorea cayenensis subsp. rotundata (Guinea yam), 1665 nucleotides long. RefSeq lists its product as uncharacterized. Lineage: Eukaryota; Viridiplantae; Streptophyta; Magnoliopsida; Dioscoreales; Dioscoreaceae. The coding region runs from base 1 to 1665 and encodes 554 amino acids. The record is from RefSeq and is a predicted model, not a curated record. The transcript has 5 exons.
AUGGUUAAUUAUGUAGAUAUGGAGAGGUAUUUUACACCUAAACCAAAAGGUAAUGAAUUAAGAACACAUGUUUCUUCUGAAACAAGGGUUAUAACACAAAAAAUAAUUUGUGCUGAAUUUAAUCCAAAUGAUAUCAUUGCUGAUCCUGGACUUCGACAACUAAUUGAAGAGUUUGAUGUGGGGAUUAGAGAUCAAGUUCGAAGAGAAUAUCUUUUGAAAGGUUCAUGUCAGCCAUUUCGAUAUAACUUUCCUAAAAAACUACAGGGCAAAGAAAUGCGGUGCUUUCAAGAAGUGUGGUUUCUGAACUUUGAUUGGUUAGAAUACAGUGUAGCAAAAGACAAAGCCUAUUGCUUUUAUUGUUAUCUUUUCAAGCAAGAUAGAAGUGAAAAAGGUGGAAGUGAUAUUUUUACAAAAAGAGGAUAUAGUAAUUGGAGAAAAGCACUUGAAGCUUUUAAUCAACAUGUAGGUCCAGUGAACAGUGCACAUAAUGAUGCUAGACGACAUUGUGAGGAUUUCAAAAAUCAAAGACAAAGUGUGUCAUAUGUGUUAGUUUCUCAUGGGCGUCAAAUGGAGAUUGAUUAUCGCUCUCGACUGACAUCUGUCUUGGAUGUUGUUCGAAUUCUUUUGGUACAAGGUCUUGCUUUCUGUGGUCAUGAUGAGUCUUCUAGUUCCAAAAAUAGGGGGAACUUUCUAGAGAUAUUCAAUUGGUAUGCAAAAAAGUUAGUGAAUGCAUGCGCAACAGAAACAACAUUAGCAAUUAUUAAUGAAAUUGGCGAUAGGAACUUCUCACUAAUUGUUGAUGAGUCUCAAGAUAAGUCAGUAAAAGAGCAAAUGGCUGUAAUUCUAAGAUUUGUAAAUAAGCAGGGACAAGUUGUUGAAAGAUUUUUUGCUAUUCAACAUGAUGGGACUAUUGCAGAUCAAAAAGUAUUGGGGAUCACGAAUGAAUUAUCAAAUGCUUUACAACAAAAAGAUCAAGACAUUGUUAAUGCCAUGGCGUUAAUUGAUACUGUGAUAGAUCAUAUACAAGAUUUGAGAGAUAACAGAUGGGAUGAGUUAUUAGAAGAAGUUGGCAGCUUUUGUGCUAAAAUGUGUAUUCCAGUACCCAACAUGAAGGAUACAAUACCAGUUCGGGAGAUGAAUAGUCGGUUCAGUGAGAUCACUACAGAGGUGCUAACUUGCAUAUCAUGCCUUCAUCCAAGAGACUCAUUUUAUAGAUUCCAUCAUGGUAAGCUACUUCGCCUUGCUGAGAUUUAUUCUUAUGAUUUUUCCGUACAAGAUCUUCAUCUCUUGAAAGAGCAACUUCAUACCUACAUUCAAGAUGUUAGAAGAAGUUCUGAUUUUGUUGAAUGUCAUGAUCUUGCAAGUCUUGCUGUGAAGCUAGUUGAAACUAGAAAGCAUUUGGUUUUUCCAUUAGUUUAUCGCCUUAUAGAAUUGGGUUUAAUCUUACCCGUGGCAACGACAUCAGUUGGAAAAGCUUUCUCAGCAAUGAAUAUUAUCAAAACUGAGUUGCGCAAUAAGAUAGGAGAUGAAUGGUUGAAUGAUAUGAUGAUAUGCUACAUUGAACGACAGGUGUUCGAAACAAUUGAUGAUGAAGCUAUUUUGUUGAGAUUUCAAAAUAUGCAAAGUAGAAGGAUUCAACUCCCACCUCGUAGAGAUAGUCAUUAG